GUCACAUGCAGCUGGAAGUGGCAGCGCUCUGGGUCUGGGCUGCUUGUUCAGGGAGCUGACCUAUCGAUGACAGCAUUCAUGUGAUUAAAUUCUUCCCCCCCCUCAGCUGAUCAGUCCCGGAAGCGUUCCGCUGUGUAACAUAUGUCACCUUGCCCUGCGGUUGGCUACAUGAUGCAUUGUUUCCAUGUAAUUUGUUACAUCAUCCGGGCCGGAUGGAGACUGGAGUAGUUUUAAACCGGGAGCCCUCAAUCCCGGACUCCCCAAGACCAUUCCCCGGGCCGCAUUUACUGAAACCGACAAAGUGAGACCGGGGGCUCCUUGUGGAGUUUACCAGCUCGGGUCCUGGCUUGUUCUGUCGUGUCGUUUUAACACGGAAAUCAACAUCGUUACCGACUGAAUCAUGGCAAGGGCUGCCAUACCUCCAGGAAUCCGCUGUAUUCAGGCGUUUUCCAGAGACAGCUGGUAUCGUGGGUUUACUCUUGUGCUAACCUUCCUGUUUUACUCCAGUUAUCACUUGUCUCGCAAACCCAUCAGCAUUGUCAAGAGUGAACUUCACAAGAACUGUUCAGGAGCUGGUGGCCAUGGAAACACGAGUCACCAUGACAAUGACACAUGGUGUGACUGGGCUCCAUUUGAUAAACCCAACUACAGGAUGUUGUUUGGUGCGCUGGAUAAUUCCUUCCUGAUAGCCUAUGCUAUUGGCAUGUUUUUCAGUGGUAUUUUCGGUGAGCGGCUCCCUCUACGAUAUUACCUGACUGUCGGGAUGUUGCUGAGUGGGUUAUUCACGGCACUGUUUGGGCUUGGAUUUUAUUGGAACAUUCACAGUAUCUGGUACUACACGAUUAUACAGAUCGCCAAUGGUUUAUCACAGACCACAGGGUGGCCAGCUGUUGUUGCUUGCGUCGGGAACUGGUUUGGAAAGGGGAAGAGAGGCUUCAUCAUGGGAAUCUGGAACUCUCACACAUCGGUCGGAAAUAUCUUGGGCUCCUUAAUUGCUGGGAUCUUUGUGUCUUCUGCCUGGGGCUUAUCAUUCAUUGUUCCUGGUGCCAUCAUUGCAGCAAUGGGGAUUGUCUGCUUUCUCUUUCUGGUGGAAUACCCUGAAGAUAUUGGUUGCACCCCUCCCAAACACCAUGACCAAAAGGAGCAGGAGCCAUUGUUACGCCAUGGGAGCACGGAAGAGAUUUUCACCAGCCCGAGUGAUGUCACUGAGAAUGGCAGCAUCGUCUGUCCUGGUGCCCACGCUGAGCAGCCUUCUGCAAUUAGCUUCUUUGGAGCACUCAAAAUUCCCGGUGUGGUUGAGUUCUCACUGUGUUUACUCUUUGCCAAGCUGGUCAGCUAUACGUUCCUGUUUUGGUUGCCACUUUACAUUUCAUCUGUUGUCCAUAUGAAUCCCAAAGCUGCUGGUGACGUUUCAACGCUUUUUGAUGUUGGUGGCAUUUUAGGUGGGAUUCUGGCCGGAAUUAUCUCCGAUUACACAGGCGGGAGGGCUACCACUUGCUGUGUUAUGCUGAUCAUUGCUGCUCCUAUGUUGUUUGUCUACAACUACAUUGGGAAGAAUGGAUUAGCAACAAUUAUAGGAAUGUUAAUAUUCUGUGGUGCACUAGUGAAUGGACCGUAUGCUUUAAUCACAACAGCAGUAGCAGCUGAUCUGGGAACUCACCAGUGUCUUAAAGGGAAUGCUAAGGCUUUAUCAACUGUCACAGCAAUCAUCGAUGGAACAGGUUCAAUUGGUGCUGCAUUGGGCCCACUGCUGGCUGGACUCCUCAGAGACUGGAACAGUGUCUUUUACAUGUUGAUUACAUCUGACAUCUUGGCCUGUCUGCUGUUGAGCAGACUGGUGUACAAGGAAGUUCGAGGUUGGUGUGGAUACCCCAUGCGGCUGAGAAGGUUUAAGGAGUUCUGAUUUAAGAAUGCUCUUCAGAGAAGUUCCUAAAUGAGACCAGGAGACUAUAUUUUUGUGGGUUAAUUUAAUACUUUGGAAGAGGUAUGGAGCUUUGAAGCCAUCGAUGUGUGGGAGUGAGCUCUCUCGAUCCAGUGCAAUGAAGAAUAAUGAGUCUCUUUAAUCUCUCGCAUCCCUCCCAGAGACUAACAUCAGAAAGAGAUUAAAGUCCUCUCAGCUUUGAAACUGUCAAUUAAAUUUUAGACUCUCUAUUGAAGAUUGCCUUCCAAUUGAUGGUGAAAAGGACUUCAUUUGACAACAGAAUCUGUGUCUGAUGUACUGUCUUUUAUUGUUUUAAAAUGUAUACCAUUUGUAUAAUCUUUUGUUUCCCAGCUCAGUGUUUUUAACAAUUAGCUUCAAAAAUCAAACAAGCUUUUGAUUUUCUUUUUUAUUUAUUCAGGGGUUUUUUUUUAUUCAGUCUCUUUCAAUUUUUCCUAUUUGUGCUGCAGCUUGAACCAGUUUAAUUGGCUCUUCGUAAGGAUUGAGAGAGAGAACCUCGCUGUCUCCCUUUCCCACUUGGGAAAAGACUGUGCCUGUCAGCGAAUGCACCAACUUCUUAAUAGUAAUCCUUGUUUUAAAAGGGAAAAUAAAUGUCAAGGGUGUAUGCCGUG
Chiloscyllium plagiosum (whitespotted bambooshark) is the source of this 2550-nucleotide messenger RNA. RefSeq names its product glucose-6-phosphate exchanger SLC37A2. Gene Ontology annotation, molecular function: glucose 6-phosphate:phosphate antiporter activity. Lineage: Eukaryota; Metazoa; Chordata; Chondrichthyes; Orectolobiformes; Hemiscylliidae. The record is from RefSeq and is a predicted model, not a curated record. Gene Ontology annotation, cellular component: endoplasmic reticulum membrane. Gene Ontology annotation, biological process: phosphate ion transmembrane transport; glucose-6-phosphate transport.